UUUACUUCGAACAUGGCAAACAGUUGUUUCAAAUGCAAUGUGGAAUUUGAGGAAAAUGAAUCAUAUUUUGAAUGUGACUCAUGUAGGAGACCCAUUCAUACCAGCUCAGCUUGCUCUGAAUUAUGCCCCAGCGAAUUGAAAUGUAUGCACUUGAAAAGGAGAUCACUACAGUUUCUUUGUGAAGAAUGUAAAUCCGGUCUUCGUCAAGUUCCAGCUCUUAUUAAAGCUAUUUCCGACCUGAGAAAGGAAGUUGAAGAAAUGAAAAUGUGUAAGCCACCUAUGCCUCUGAAUAGCGUUAGUGAAAUAGAUAGAGAAGAAGUGAUUUCUGAAAUGCUUGAGCGUCAAAAUCGUGCAUCAAACCUCAUCAUGUUGAACAUUAAUGAAUCGCAAUUAAAGACUCAGGCUGAAAGAAUCUCACAAGAUACAGAAGCUGUUAAAAAAGUUCUU
Messenger RNA from Leptinotarsa decemlineata (Colorado potato beetle), 447 nucleotides. RefSeq lists its product as uncharacterized. The record is from RefSeq and is a predicted model, not a curated record. Lineage: Eukaryota; Metazoa; Arthropoda; Insecta; Coleoptera; Chrysomelidae.